AUGUCUGUGGACCAGAAAGAAAACACGUUGCCUCCCCGAAGGCUCACAAAAGAUCUGCUGAAACAAACCAAGGAGCUCAGAGAUCAGUUAGAAGUAGAGAGGAAGGAACACCAGGCCUCCCAAAAGGCCCUGCAGCUUGAGAACCAGGUCUUAAGAGAGAGAAUGAAUGAGAUGGUUAAAAAUCAUGUCCAACAGACGCUGGCAUUAAAGAAUCGCUGGCAAGCCAAGUGUGACAAACAUGUAAAAAAGGAGAGAGAUCAUUGGGAAGAAAAAAUUGAAGCCAAAGAUGAAUAUAUUCAGCGUCUAGAAGACCAACAUUUCGCAGAAAAUGAAGACCUAUGCAAUACGGCACAAAUAUACAAAGAUCAGGUCCAGUCCCUUUUGAAGACCCUCAAUCUGAGGAUAGAGCAGAGCAACUCUCUGCAAAAGCUCCUGCAAGAGGAGCAGAACAAGAAUGAGGCCCUCAAUGAUCAGCUGAAAGAGGAAAUAAAGGCCAAAACUGCAGCACAGCAAGAGGCGGUGCAGCUGCAGAAACAGAGGGACAAGCUUCAAGCAAAACUGGGGACUCUCACAUGUGUCCUGGACCAAAAGAGGCAUGCAAACCAAGAGGCCAUGAAGAAGAAUAAGGCCAUCAACAAUCAGGUGAAAGAGGAGGCAAAGGCCAAAACUGCGGCACAGAAAGACGUGGAGCAGCUACAGAGAGAGAGAGACAAUCUUCAAACUAAAGUGUUGUCUCUCACAGCCGCCCUGGACCAAGAGAGUCAUGAAAAGGAACAACUGCAGGCCAAAGUGCAGGAGAAGGAGAGGACAAUAGACUCUCUCACAGCCGAUGUUUCAUCUUUAAGAUUUGCUUCGAACAAGGAGAAAACAAAGAUCAGCGCUUCAAGUCAGAAACAAAUAGACAGUCUACAAAAGACAGUUCUAAAAACUGAACAGGAGAUGACAUGCCUGAAGGAAACCCAUGAAAAACAGAUGUGGACAAUGAAGUUAAAGGUGCAGGAGAUAUCAGAGGCUCUGAACACUUCAAAGAGCAACAACUCUGCUCUGAAGCCAGAACAUGAAGAGCUUCAGGAAACCACGGAAAGGAAACAGGAGAAAAGGGUGAAGUGGUGGAGAAAGUGGUCGUUCUGGAGAGGAGCACAGGUCCAUCCUAUGAGUGUUGCGUCUGUUUAA
Messenger RNA from Knipowitschia caucasica, 1173 nucleotides. NCBI's taxonomy places the organism in Eukaryota, Metazoa, Chordata, Actinopteri, Gobiiformes, Gobiidae. The record is from the annotation of a GenBank genome assembly.